Messenger RNA from Staurois parvus, 486 nucleotides. Lineage: Eukaryota; Metazoa; Chordata; Amphibia; Anura; Ranidae. The record is from the annotation of a GenBank genome assembly.
AUGGGCCCCUGUACCGCCUCCUCAUGCUGCUGCCAGGCCCGUAAUCUGCCAUGGGCCCCCCGUACCAACUCCUCAUGCUGCUGCCAGGCCCGUAAUCUGUCAUGGCCCCCUGUACCGCCUCCUCAUGCUGCUGCCAGGUCCAGAGUGUGUCAUGGGUCCCUGUACGCCCCCCUCCCAUUGCUGCUGUCUCCAUCGCCACACUCUACGGCCUGCCAUGUGCCACUUUCAGGUCUCCGCACACUGCUGGUGGUUUCCAUUUUUGUCAUAGGGUGCUGUAUGGCCUCCCAUUGCUGCUGCCUCCACCGCCACACUGUGGCUCCACACUCUGGUUUUGGCCCCGUGACUGCCCAAAUGAGUGAAGUGUGCGGUGAUUCUAAGAUCGACGGCACUCAUCUGCAUGUCAUACUGACUGACAGUAUUAUUUCUCUUCCCCAGCAGACUCCAAGGGCAUUUAAAUUAAAGGUACAGUGUUCUGCACUAAUAUAA